This is a messenger RNA of Protopolystoma xenopodis, 633 nucleotides long. NCBI's taxonomy places the organism in Eukaryota, Metazoa, Platyhelminthes, Monogenea, Polystomatidea, Polystomatidae. The record is from the annotation of a GenBank genome assembly.
AUGUCUAGACCAGCCUGGCGAACCCGAGUACUGUUGAGUUUAAUUCCAUUUCGAGUGGAAGUGUUGGGUGAAGAGAUUCGAAGGUCCGUUCCACCAGAAGACGACGGCCGAUUCCUCUUGACCAGCUGUCGAUUGGCCUACUGGAACAUUCAUGCUGACGCUGUUUCCGAGAGAAUCUUCUUCGAUUCCGGUGAAAAGGGGCUAAGCUUUCGUCCUUCAUACGACGGACAUCAUCCGAGCGAGGUAACAACCAACUUCAAGCUAACGAGGGUGUUUUCUUGUCAAGACACGUCUUCACACCAAAUCGCCUCCUCUUCGUGCGCCCAGUCCGUCUCAUCGGUGUGCACUGAUGCUCGAAAUGAGCUCUACCGUCGGUUAUUCGACCAGCUAUUGUUGGCCCGGCCGAGCCGAAGUAGCAUAACGCUUGUGAACGUAAUGUGGGUUGGGCAAAGACACAGCCGAUGUGGGCAGAAUUGGCUUCAUUUUCGUUCUACACACGUCACUAUGUGUCCCCUACUCGGCCAACAGUCCUACAACACUGGCCCCAGAAGCCGUCCACCAGGCGCCAACGGGGGAGUCUGUCUUCGGGGGUGUAUGUGCCAGUUGGGUCUGUCCAACAAGCCCCAUUGCUAG